GGGGAGAGGCUGCAAGUGGAGGAAGAUUAUGGGGUCGUAAAAGAGGUCGGAAUUGUUAACUCGAAGGGGUUGUGCGGGAAUUACGGGGAUAAAGGAUCUGCGAGCAUAGCUUUGCAAGUUAUUGUAGGAGGGGCUGUAAGCUACAAUUCAACAUGGGAAGAUAGCAUGAAACCGCAUAAAGGUGUAGAAAAAAAUUGCACAAGGGAUGCACGGAAGCUGUCCCUCUAUCUCUUCUUUUUUAUAACAUUAAUUGUUGUAUCAUGCACCCGCCUCUCUUUCCCAUCCAAAGCCUCGAGAUCCAGCCUAUAUCCACCAAGGUCAUGCAAAUCCACCCUCGGCUCCUCCGCCUCUAUUGUCGAUAACCUUGAAUUGUUAAGUGAACAAUGGUACCCAAUCACUACCGGUCAUGGACUCUUUGAAGAACCAAGGAGUUUCCCUUACAGCGUGAAGCAACAAUGCUGGGAAAAGGCAAAGAAGGGUGGUAAUAGGCUUUGGGCCUUCCCUAGUGCACAAAAGGCAAUAUCUCACGGAGUCCAACCAUUCUUCAAAGCAUUAAUUAGGCUUCCGUUUUGGGAUAACUGA
This is a messenger RNA of Dovyalis caffra, 582 nucleotides long. Lineage: Eukaryota; Viridiplantae; Streptophyta; Magnoliopsida; Malpighiales; Salicaceae. The record is from the annotation of a GenBank genome assembly.